Molecule: messenger RNA, 2244 nt
Organism: Otolemur garnettii (small-eared galago)
Lineage: Eukaryota; Metazoa; Chordata; Mammalia; Primates; Galagidae
Gene: SLC41A3
Product: solute carrier family 41 member 3
Exons: 11
Coding region: 146-1627 (493 amino acids)
Biological process (GO): monoatomic cation transport
Cellular component (GO): plasma membrane
Molecular function (GO): monoatomic cation transmembrane transporter activity
Source: RefSeq, a predicted model, not a curated record
GCUUGGGUCUUUUUUCGCUACAGCCUUCGCCGGGCAGGGGCCGGGUCGGAAGGUCGGGUCAGCUUGGGGCGGAGGGGAGCGGAGACCCCGUCACGCCGCCGAGCGUGCCCUAGGCUGGGAGCGCGCACAAGGCUUGGGCUAUUACAUGCUCAGUUGUCUUAAGAUGGAUGGGACAGAGACCCGACAGCGGAGGCCAGAUGACUGUGGCAGGCCGCAGGAGCUGGGACUGUCACUCCCCCUCAGCAUAGCAAGACUCCUUGCAGCCCCAGAGGGUACACCUCUGACAGUCUUCAAGAGCCAAAGGGUGGCCCCCAAACCACUGGAGACUGAUUACAGCAAGGAGACUGCCUUGUCCAUGGGCCUCCAGGUGGCUGUGCCCUUUGUGUUUGCAGGCCUAGGGUUGUCCUGGGCUGGCAUGCUUUUGAACUAUUUCCAGCAUUGGCCUGUAUUUAUGGAAGUUAAAGACCUUUUGACAUUGGUGCCACCUCUCGUGGGCCUCAAGGGGAAUCUGGAGAUGACGCUGGCAUCUAGGCUCUCCACAGCUGCCAACACUGGACAAAUUGAUGACCCCCAGGAGAAAUACAGAGUCAUCAGCAGCAACCUUGCCCUCAUUCAGGUGCAGGCCACUGUUGUGGGGCUCCUGGCUGCUGUGGCUGUGCUGCUUUUGGGUGCUGUGUCCUGGGAGGAGUUAGACUUGGCCAAGGUGGGGUUGGUGUGUGCCAGCAGCAUCCUCACCGCCUUCCUCGCAGCCUUCGCCCUGGGAAUACUGAUGGUCUGUAUAGUAACUGGUGCUCGAAAGCUUGGGGUCAACCCAGACAAUGUUGCCACACCCAUUGCAGCCAGCCUGGGAGACCUCCUCACACUGUCCAUUCUGGCUCUGGUUAGCAACUUCUUCUUUGGACACAAAGACAGUUGGUUUCUAAUGCCGCUGGUCUGCAUUGGCUUCAUGGCUCUGAUCCCCUUGUGGGUCCUCAUUGCCAAGAAGAGCCCACCUGUCGUGAAGAUCCUGAAGUUUGGCUGGGUCCCCAUCAUCCUGGCAAUGGUCAUCAGCAGUUUUGGAGGGCUCAUCUUGAGGAAAACCAUUUCUAAGCAGCAGUUCAAAGGCAUGGCCAUAUUCACUCCCAUCAUAUGUGGUGUUGGUGGCAAUCUAGUGGCUAUUCACACCAGCCGAAUCUCUACUUACCUGCACAUUUGGAGCACACCUGGGGUUCUACCCCUCUGGAUGAAAAACUUUUGGCCUAACCCACAUUCUACUUUCUGUAUGCCAGAAACCAAUUCGACAUCAGCUCGAGUCCUGCUCUUUCUGGUGGUCCCAGGCCAUCUGAUUUUCUUCUGUGUCAUCCACCUUGUGGAAGGUCAGUCAGUCACAAGUAGCAAGACUUUUGUGGCACUCUAUCUGCUAGCAGGCCUGAUCCAGGUGGCAAUCCUGCUGUACCUGUCAGAGGUGAUGGUUCGGCUGACUUGGCACCAGGCCUUGGAUCCUGAUAACCACUGCAUCCCCUACCUCACAGGGCUGGGGGACUUUCUGGGGACUGGCCUUCUGGCACUCUGCUUCCUCAUUGACUGUUUGCUGAGGACCACAUUAGAGCUAGAUAGCAUCCCAGACCUGGCAUCUGGACCUCCUUAACUGGGCUCAGCUGGCCCCAGUGGCUCAGUAGAAUUUUCUCUCACAGCAACGUGAUACAGAAUGCAGUUUCUCCUUUGCUGGGUCCUUGGCAUUGCCAACCCCCAGUCUCUGCAGUAGACUUUAGUCAUUGUGCUCAGGAGACACACACACCUCAGCUCUGCAGUUGGUACCUGGGUCCAUGACAGAGCCCCGAAGUCAUUAAUAUGGUUGUGAGUUUGUCGGUGUGUGUCCAUGUGCUGGGUGUGUGUGUGAGUGAAGAGUGGAGUGUUCCAGCCUGAGCAGCCAAGGGUAUGUUUCCAUGUGCUGUGCAAAGCGUUUGCCCCUUUCCAAGCUGUGCAGCCCAGAUUGGGAGGGAGUAGGAAGGAGCUCCUUUCUGUCCUCAAGCCUCAGGACUCUCAAGCUGUGGCUUAACUGUUGUCUUUCUCAGGUUCAAGGUCCCUGGGUGCCCCUGCUGCUAGGCCCUGAGAAUGUGCAGCCUCCCCAGGGCUGAGCCUUGCCUGCCACUUCAUCUGCUCCCAGCAUUUAAUCUUGUCAUUGCUUUCUUUUUGUUUUCCUUUUUCCCUUUUCAUUAUCAGAAACUUCUCUUUAGAUUUAGUUGUCAGAAAAUGUAAAAUAAA